GCAUCACUCACAUUGCUCUUACAUCGAAACACGCCGCGCAGCACUCAUCAAAAAGGGAGGUUGCGCAUAUCAUAACGCGUCAUUUAGUUCCCUCCUUCUAAACAUCCGACCUAGUUCAUUGUUAUCACGUUGACUGCGAUAGCCAUCCACGUCAUCCCCGCGGUACAUCGCGGCGCGAAAGCGACCUCAUUACCCGUCGCCUAGCUGUCCAUCUCGACUGAGUCUGCGAGUUGACGAUGUCUUUUCAACCACCUCCUCCCCCUCCUGGCUGGGGACCUCCGCCGCCGCCGCCACCUCCUCCAGGGCCUCCUUCCGAUUAUCUCCCUCCCCCCCCUGGAAUUCCGGCCCCUCCACCUCCCGGUUACCGCCCGACUACCGACCCUCAUCUCGCUAAGUUUGAGCAGAAGAAGAAAGAAUGGCUGCGCACACAACGGAAUCGCUUUGGCGAGAAGCGCAAAGGGGGCUUCGUUGAAACGCAGAAAGCCGAUAUGCCCCCGGAGCAUUUGCGCAAGAUUGUGCGGGAUAUUGGCGACGUUUCACAGAAAAAGUACACGAGUGACAAGCGAAGCUAUCUUGGUGCCUUGAAGUUCAUGCCUCAUGCCGUAAUGAAACUUUUAGAGAAUAUGCCGAUGCCUUGGGAGUCUACGAGGGAGGUGAAGGUUCUUUACCACGUGAAUGGUUGCCUCACCUUAGUUAACGAGAUACCUCGCGUUAUUCCACCAGUGUUUCACGCCCAGUGGGCUACAAUGUGGUUAACUAUGCGCAAAGAGAAGAGUGAUCGAAGGUUAUUCAAGAGGAUGAGGUUCCCACCUUUUGAUGAUGAGGAACCGCCGUUGUCGUGGUCAGAGAAUCUCGAGGAUGUGGAGCCUCUCCAGCCAAUCCAACUAGAGCUCGAUGAAGACGAGGAUGCCGCUGUAUACGAGUGGUUUUACGAUCACCGGCCUCUACUGGAUACUGAACAUGUCAACGGCCCCAGUUAUAAAACGUGGAAUCUUUCAUUGCAACAGAUGGCUACCUUGCAUCGACUCAGUCGUCCCUUGCUGAGUGACAAGAUAGACCAGAACUAUUUUUAUCUCUUCGAUCUUAAAAGCUUACUCUCUGCUAAAGCCUUAAACGUCGCAUUACCUGGAGGUCCCCGAUUUGAGCCGCUCUACAAGGACAUUGAUCCGAAUGACGAGGACUUCGGAGAAUUCAAUGCCAUCGAUAGAAUUAUCUUCCGCCUACCAAUCAAGACCGAGGCCCGAGUUGCCUACCCCUAUCUUUAUAAUAAUCGACCACGAAGCGUUCACUCACACUGGUACUCACAUCCACCCAACGUAUACCUGAAAUCCCAGGAUCAUAGCAUGCCAGCCUAUUAUUUUGAUUCCCAGAUCAAUCCUAUUUCUUCCCGAUCUGUUGCGCCAAAGAAUAUUACCAUAAGCCACGAGGAUGAGAUUUUUGGCGAAGGAAGCAAUGAGGAACCCGAUGAAGAAGCUUUCACGUUGCCCGCAGCCGUCGAGCCAUUCUUGGCCGAUGAGGAGCUAUACACUGACGACACGGCAGCAGCCAUUGGGCUCUGGUGGGCGCCCUUCCCUUUCGAUCGCCGUUCAGGUCGCAUGGUGCGAGCUCAAGACAUUCCUCUUGUUAAGCACUGGUACUUAGAGCAUUGUCCACCAAAACAACCUGUUAAAGUUCGCGUCUCAUAUCAGAAACUACUAAAAACUUUCGUGCUUAAUGAACUACAUAAGCAAAAGCCCAAGGCGCUCAAUAGACAGGAUCUACUAAGGAGCUUGAAGCAGACCAAAUUCUUCCAGCAGACCACUAUUGAUUGGGUUGAGGCCGGUUUGCAGGUCUGUCGGCAAGGAUUCAACAUGUUGAACCUCCUCAUUCAUCGAAAGAAUCUUACAUAUCUUCACCUCGACUACAACUUCAACCUAAAGCCUGUGAAGACGUUGACUACUAAAGAACGAAAGAAGUCACGUUUCGGCAACGCGUUCCAUCUGAUGCGCGAAAUCCUUCGUCUAACAAAGCUUAUCGUUGAUGCACAGGUUCAAUACCGGCUUGGAAAUAUUGACGCUUUCCAGCUUGCCGAUGGUAUUCUAUACGCGUUCAAUCACGUUGGUCAGCUAACCGGGAUGUACCGGUAUAAGUAUAAACUCAUGCAUCAGAUUCGUACCUGUAAGGAUCUGAAGCAUUUGAUUUACUACCGAUUCAACAGCGGGCCUGUUGGUAAGGGACCUGGUUGUGGCUUCUGGGCACCAGCCUGGAGGGUUUGGCUCUUCUUCAUGCGAGGCAUAAUACCUCUGCUCGAACGAUGGCUGGGCAACCUACUUUCUCGUCAAUUCGAAGGACGUCACAGCAAAGGUGUGGCUAAGACGGUUACUAAACAACGAGUCGAAUCGCAUUUCGACCUCGAGCUUCGCGCUUCCGUUAUGGCUGAUCUCAUGGAUAUGAUGCCUGAAGGCAUCAAGCAGAACAAAGUCAACACCGUUCUCCAGCAUUUGUCGGAAGCGUGGCGAUGCUGGAAAAGUAAUAUUCCUUGGAAGGUUCCUGGACUUCCCGCCCCUAUUGAAAACAUAAUUCUGCGGUAUGUGAAGUCAAAGGCAGACUGGUGGAUCUCGGUGGCGCAUUACAAUCGUGAACGCAUCAGGAGAGGUGCUACGGUUGAUAAAACCGUUGCUAAGAAGAAUGUUGGCCGGUUAACUCGACUUUGGCUGAAAGCUGAACAAGAACGACAGCAUAAUUACAUGAAGGACGGUCCAUACGUCUCUUCAGAAGAGGCCGUUGCGAUCUAUACCACUACUGUGCAUUGGCUUGAAUCUCGGAAAUUUACGCCCAUUCCCUUCCCGAGUGUGUCGUACAAGCACGACACGAAGAUACUGAUUCUUGCCCUCGAAAGACUUCGCGAAGCAUACUCCGUAAAGGGUCGCCUCAACCAGAGUCAACGAGAAGAACUUGCUCUGAUCGAGCAAGCAUAUGACAGUCCGGGUACAACAUUGGAGCGGAUAAAACGUUUCCUCCUAACGCAACGUGCGUUCAAAGAAGUUCAGAUAGACAUGAACGACAACUACAGCUCGAUUAAUCCGGUGUAUGACAUUGAACCAAUCGAAAAGAUCAGUGACGCAUAUCUCGAUCAGUAUCUCUGGUACCAGGCAGAUCAACGACAUCUCUUCCCUGCGUGGAUCAAGCCUUCAGAUUCUGAAGUGCCUCCACUUUUAGUAUACAAGUGGGCACAGGGCAUUAAUAACCUAGAUAAAGUCUGGGAAACAGCUGAUGGAGAGUGCAAUGUCAUGAUUGAGACGGAGCUUUCUAAGGUUUACGAAAAGAUUGAUUUGACACUCUUAAACCGUCUCCUACGACUAAUCAUGGAUCACAAUUUAGCUGAUUACAUCAGCUCCAAGAACAACGUCCAAUUGACAUAUAAAGACAUGAAUCACGUCAAUAGCUAUGGUAUGAUUCGUGGUCUGCAGUUCUCGGGCUUUGUGUUCCAGUACUACGGUCUUGUUCUUGAUCUCUUACUCCUGGGAUUGAAUCGUGCCAGCGAGAUUGCGGGGCCUCCAGGAAGCCCGAACGACUUCCUUCAAUUCCGUGACCGUGAGACGGAGACCAAACACCCCAUUCGCCUAUACACCCGGUACAUCGAUAAGAUCUGGGUGUUCUUGAGAUUUAAUGCUGAAGAAUCUCGUGAUCUCAUUCAGCGAUUCCUCACAGAGCAACCUGACCCGAAUUUUGAGAAUGUUAUUGGCUACAGGAGCAAAAAGUGUUGGCCAAGAGAUUCUCGUAUGCGACUCAUGCGCCACGACGUCAAUCUUGGGCGUGCUGUCUUUUGGGACCUCAAGAAUCGUCUCCCACGAUCUGUUACGACGAUUGAGUGGGAUGACACAUUUGCGAGCGUCUAUAGUCGCGAUAACCCGAACCUUCUAUACUCAAUGUGCGGCUUCGAAGUCCGUAUCUUGCCCAAGAUCAGAAACCAAAACGACGAAUUCCCUACCAAGGAUAGCGUUUGGUCUCUGGUAGACAACACAACCAAAGAAAGAACUGCCCAUGCGUUCUUGCAGGUGACAGAAGAGGACAUACAGAAGUUUAACAACCGUAUUCGACAGAUUCUUAUGUCGUCGGGAUCUACCACGUUCACUAAGAUUGCCAAUAAGUGGAACACUGCACUAAUUGCUUUAUUCACCUAUUAUCGUGAGGCUGCAGUCUCAACUGUCAAUCUCCUCGAUACAAUCGUGAAGUGCGAGACUAAGAUCCAAACUCGUGUUAAGAUCGGCUUAAACUCAAAGAUGCCGUCGCGUUUCCCUCCUGCUGUCUUCUACACACCGAAGGAACUAGGAGGUCUCGGUAUGAUUUCAGGUUCUCAUAUUUUGAUUCCUGCAAGUGACAAGCGAUGGUCACAGCAGACAGACCUUGGAGUCACUCAUUAUCGCGCUGGUAUGACACAUGACGAAGAAACUCUAAUACCAAACAUCUUCCGCUACAUUAUACCGUGGGAGGCUGAGUUUAUUGAUUCUCAAAGAGUGUGGACAGAAUAUUCACAGAAGCGAUUGGAGGCGAACCAGCAGAACAGGCGCCUUACUCUGGAAGAUCUGGAGGACAGUUGGGAUCGUGGAUUGCCUCGAAUUAAUACCCUAUUCCAGAAGGACCGGAGCACUCUUAGCUUCGACAAGGGAUUCCGUACCAGAAGUGAAUUCAAGAUUUAUCAACUAAUGAAGAGUAACCCUUUCUGGUGGACUAGUCAGCGUCACGAUGGAAAGCUGUGGAAUCUCAAUGCCUACCGAACUGAUGUAAUUCAAGCCCUGGGUGGUGUCGAGACAAUCCUGGAGCACACAUUGUUCAAAGCAACGGGCUUCCCCAGUUGGGAGGGUCUUUUCUGGGAACGUGCUUCAGGUUUCGAAGAGUCGAUGAAAUUCAAAAAGUUGACCAAUGCCCAAAGAUCGGGUUUGAACCAAAUUCCCAAUCGUCGAUUCACGUUAUGGUGGUCUCCGACCAUCAACCGUGCCAACGUUUACGUCGGUUUCCAAGUCCAGCUUGAUCUCACCGGUAUCUUCCUUCACGGUAAGAUUCCGACGCUGAAGAUCUCGUUGAUCCAAAUCUUCCGUGCCCACUUGUGGCAGAAGAUUCACGAAUCUGUAGUUAUGGAUUUCUGCCAGGUCUUUGACCAAGAGCUCGAGGCCCUCGGUAUCGAAACGGUGCAAAAAGAGACUAUCCAUCCUCGAAAAUCGUAUAAAAUGAACAGUUCUUGUGCCGAUAUUCUCCUGUUUGCCAACAGUAAAUGGAAUGUCACUCGACCAUCGCUUCUUUAUGAUACCAAAGAUGUCAUCGAGCCGACAGCAACGAACAAGUUCUGGCUGGAUAUCCAGCUUCGAUAUGGUGAUUACGAUUCUCACGACAUUGAACGGUAUACUCGUGCAAAAUAUCUCGACUACACCAACGACAACAUGAGUAUCUACCCUUCUGCUACAGGUUUAAUGAUUGGUAUUGACCUGGCAUAUAACUUGUAUUCCGCAUACGGUCAAUAUUUCCCUGGUUUGAAGAUCCUGGUACAGCAGGCGAUGGCCAAGGUCAUGAAAGCAAACCCCGCUCUUUACGUUCUACGCGAACGUAUCAGAAAAGGUCUCCAGCUUUAUGCGUCAGAGAGUAACCAGGAGUUUUUGAACUCCCAAAACUACUCAGAACUUUUCAGCAACCAGACGAAGCUAUUCAUCGAUGAUACCAACGUGUACCGAGUGACCAUCCACAAGACCUUCGAGGGUAACUUGACCACAAAGCCUAUCAACGGCGCCAUUUUCAUCUUCAAUCCCCGUACUGGACAACUUUUCUUGAAGAUCAUUCACACUAGCGUUUGGGCUGGCCAGAAGCGUCUCGGUCAACUAGCCAAGUGGAAGACCGCCGAAGAAGUUGCGGCUCUCAUCCGUUCUCUACCCAUUGAGGAACAGCCAAAGGAGCUCAUCGUCACUAGAAAGGGUCUUCUAGACCCUCUGGAAGUCCAUCUUCUAGACUUCCCCAACAUCUCCAUUCGAGCGUCUGAGCUACAGUUGCCCUUCCAGGCCGCAAUGAAAGUUGAGAAGCUCGGUGAUAUGAUUCUCCGUGCCACCGAACCCCAGAUGGUUCUCUUCAACUUGUAUGAUGAAUGGUUGAAGAACGUGUCUUCUUACACCGCUUUCUCACGUCUGGUCUUGAUUCUACGUGCUCUUCACGUCAAUCCUGACAAGACAAAACUUAUCCUGCGACCUGACAAAACUGUCAUAACACAAAUGCAUCAUAUCUGGCCAACCCUAGAGAACGAAGACUGGAUUAAGGUGGAAACACAGUUACGAGAUCUGAUCUUGCACGACUAUGGCAAGAAGAAUAAUGUCAAUGUCUCGAGUUUAACCAGCAGCGAAGUAAGAGAUAUCAUUCUGGGUAUGGAGAUUUCUGCGCCGUCGAUGCAACGGCAACAAGCGGCAGAGAUAGAAAAACAACAGCAGGAGCAACAGCAGCUUACAGCCGUCACAACUAAAACCCAGAAUGUCCAUGGCGAAGAAAUUAUUGUAACCACCACAUCACAAUUCGAACAGCAAACAUUCGCUUCUAAGACAGAAUGGAGGACGCGGGCAAUCGCCACAUCCAACCUGCGUACCCGAUCCAACAAUAUCUACGUCUCAUCUGUGGAUAAUGACUUGGAUGAUAUCACCUACGUCAUGCCGAAUAACAUCUUGAAGAAAUUCAUUACCAUUGCCGAUCUUCGUGUCCAGGUGACAGGGUAUCUAUAUGGUGUCUCUGCUCCAGACAAUGAUCAGGUCAAGGAGAUUCGUUGUAUCGUUCUGGUGCCUCAAAUAGGAGGCCUACGCAGUGUCCAACUUCCUCAACAAUUGCCACAGCAUGAGUAUCUUGGGGACCUAGAACCAUUAGGUGUUAUUCACACGAUGGCUGGCAACGAAUUACCGUAUAUGUCGGCGGCGGAUGUGACAGAGCACGCUCGACUGCUUGAUGCCCAUCCAAAAUGGUCCAAGGAGAACAGUAUCACAGUUGACGUCGCCUUCACACCCGGCUCCGUGUCCCUUUCUGCUUGGGCAUUGACCCCAACCGGCUACAAGUGGGGUGCCGAGAACAAGGACAUUGGCAGCGACCAACCACAGGGGUUCACCACAUCCAUGGGUAUCAAGCGCAAGUUAUUGCUGAGCCCACGGUACAAGGGUUACUUCUUAGUUCCUGAAAGCGGCAAGUGGAACUACAGCUUCAUGGGUAGUAGUUUCGCCGGUCUAGAGAAGAAGCCAGUCCACGUCAAGCUGGAUGCGCCACUACCCUUCUACAGUGAUCAGCACCGUCCUCUUCAUUUCCAGAAUUUUGCGGAGCUUGAGGAUAUUGGUGUGGACCGAAACGACAACUUCGCAUAAGCGCUGAGAGUUGGUAAAAGAGAAAAUUUCGUGUGUUGCGACGUUGUGAGGGCAAAUGCUCGUGAAAUUUUUGCAUUUUAGGCGACAGUGAGGCGUUCGAGGCAUGGUUUUUGUGGCAUUCACGCGAGGUGAUGAAGGAGAAGCUCUGAAAAUUCUCCUUGUAUCGAGUACAACGAAGGAAUUUGUGUACAUUUUCCCAAACACCGCAGUGCUAAAUUGUAAGGUGGCUAAGGAGGAAGAAAGCGGUGUGCAAGAAUAUGAUAAUACUACCAUAUAAUUUAGCAAUUUAAGACGGUAUGUCUCAUGUUAGUCUAGUUUUUUUUUUUUUUUCGAGAAGAUGCUGUAAUCCUACAGUGACUCAUGUCUAUAAUCCAUCUGCACAUAUCUUGAGGUCUUUGAUAUUAGCUUGGUACUUCCCCUAUUUUCUACUGACGCUACUAUACCCUAGGUAGAUGAUUAAAGGCUUGCUGUACAACGCUUAUACAACCACGAAAU
Messenger RNA from Xylaria bambusicola, 7850 nucleotides. Its product is annotated as pre-mRNA processing splicing factor 8. Gene Ontology annotation, molecular function: protein binding; metallopeptidase activity; U5 snRNA binding. The transcript has a single exon. Gene Ontology annotation, biological process: spliceosomal tri-snRNP complex assembly; mRNA splicing, via spliceosome. NCBI's taxonomy places the organism in Eukaryota, Fungi, Ascomycota, Sordariomycetes, Xylariales, Xylariaceae. Gene Ontology annotation, cellular component: catalytic step 2 spliceosome; U5 snRNP. The coding region runs from base 237 to 7355 and encodes 2372 amino acids. The record is from RefSeq and is a predicted model, not a curated record.